Molecule: messenger RNA, 2022 nt
Organism: Penicillium malachiteum
Lineage: Eukaryota; Fungi; Ascomycota; Eurotiomycetes; Eurotiales; Aspergillaceae
Gene: agd3
Product: putative extracellular serine-rich protein
Exons: 2
Coding region: 1-2022 (673 amino acids)
Source: RefSeq, a predicted model, not a curated record
AUGUCUUCAAUCUCGACGUCUGCUUUAAGCCAGGCUACCAUUGCGGCAAAUAUUUUGGUCAUUGCCAGAGAUGCCUCGUCAGCAAAUGUUGCAAGCUUCGGUCUCAAUGGUUAUGGAAUCCCAUUCACCACUCUGGUAGUCCCACAAGACGGUGCUGAUCUACCCGCGCUCGAGAGCGCCUCCGGAGGCAACUUCGGUGGUAUCGUUGUUGCGUCCGGAAUCAGCUAUGAGUAUGACUCUGGCUGGGCAAGUGGUCUGACCACUGAUCAAUGGAACCAGCUUUAUGCCUACCAACUCGAGUAUGGCGUUCGAAUGGUCCAAUAUGAUGUUUAUCCUGGUUCAGACUAUGGAACUCAGAUCAUUAGUGGCUCGGACGGCUGUUGCGAUACUGGCGUCGAACAGGAUAUCUCGUUCACAGACGUGAGCGACUUUCCCACUGCUGGGCUGAAGACAGGUGCCGGUGUGAGCACUGAAGGCCUCUGGCACUACUCGUCCACGAUCCUGAAUACCAGCAACACCAAGGAGAUCGCAUCCUUUGCUGCGAACUCGGUUGUUACAACCGAUACCACUGCUGCUGUCAUUAAUGACUUUGAUGGUCGCGAGCAGAUGGUAUUCCACAUGUCCUUGGAUCCUACAUGGAGUUCCACCUCAGCGUAUCUGCAGCACGCUUGGAUCACCUGGAUGACUCGUGGUCUCCAUGCUGGAUGGCGUCGCACUUAUCUCAAUACCCAGAUUGAUGAUAUGAUGCUGACUACCAAUCUCUACGAGCCCAGUGGUUCAACAUUCCGCAUCACUACUGAUGAUAUGGAGGCAGUCCUUGACUGGAUUCCAACCAUCAAUGCCAAAAUGAAUGAUGGUAGCUCUUACUGGCCCGAGGUUGGUUUCAAUGGUAAUGGAAAUAUUGAUUUCUCCUCGAACUUCGAUGAUGGUUGGGGCAUUUGCAGUGGCGGUGGUGUCUACCCUUCAGCAGCUGCAACCACUGCAGCUGAAUGGCAGAAGCCUCUUGGAACUGGCACUGACAAAUGGCCCACCACUCCCACAACCUACGAUUGGACCACCGAUUGCACAUCCCGAGAUGCUCUCCUGGUAUGGUGGCAAGCCAACCUUGACAGCUUCGGUCAACUUUCCCACACUUUCACUCACGAAGCACAAGAUAACGCCACAUACGCCGAUAUCUAUAAGGAGAUCAGUUUCAACCAAGCCUGGUUGAAGCAGGUCGGAAUUGACCAAGCCGAGCAUUUCACUGCCAACGGAAUCAUCCCUCCCGCUAUCACUGGCCUGCACAAUGGUGAUGCUCUCCAGGCUUGGUGGGAUAACGGUAUCACGAACUGCGUGGGUGAUAACACUCGCUCUGCUUUGCUCAAUGCAGAGAAUCCGAUGUGGCCCUACUGGACCGUGACUGCUACGGACGGCUUUGAUGGCAUGCAGGUGAACCCUCGUUGGUCGACUCGUAUCUACUACGACUGUUGCACUCCUUCCUGCACUUUAGAUGAGUGGAUCAACACGUCGGAUGGCAGUGGUACCUUUGAUGACCUUCUUGAAGCCGAGCAGGAUGAUACGAUGCGUCAUCUGUUCGAUCUCUAUCACGAACCUUACAUGUUCCACCAGGCGAACUUGCGCAAUAGUGAUACGGAUCCUAUCACAGUCAAUGGAGUCUCUGGUCAAUACUCCCUCUUCCAAGCUUGGGUUGAGAUCGUAGUCCAGGAGUUCGUGCGUCUCGUUGACUGGCCUCUUGUGACUAUCAAGCAUGCUGAUAUGUCUGCGGGCUUCAACGCUCGUUACAUCCGAGACGCAUGUGGAUAUGCUGUCAGCUAUACUACAGCGAAUCAGAAGAUCACUGGGGUGACUGUCUCAGCUACAGGCAAUACCUGCAGCGAGCCCAUCCCGGUGACAUUCCCUGUUGCUCCCACUAACACUCAGGGAUUCACGACUGAACAGCUGGGCAGUGAUCCUCUCACUGUCUGGGUUGAGUUGACAGGGUCUCCUGUUUCUUUCACUCUGUCUACACCCAUUGCCUUGUAA